AGGUUUUUUUUUGUGCAACCCCUUGACUUAACGAAAAAAAAAAAAAAAGCUAUGUGUGUAUACCCUGCCUACACUGUAUUGCCAAAAGUAUUGGAACAACCCUCCAAAUCAUUAGAUUCAGGUGUUCCAAUCACCCCCAUGGCCACCUAGGCAUGCAGACUACUUCUACAAACAUUUGUGAAAGAAUGGGUCGCUCUCAGGAGCUCAGUGAAUUCAGGUGUGGUCCCGUGAUAGAUUGCCACCUGUGCAAUAAGUCCAUCCGUGACAUUUCCUUGCUACUAAAUAUUCCAUGGUCAACUGUUAAUGGUAUUAUAACAAAGUGGAAGCAACUGGGAACAACAGUAACUCAGCCAUGAAGUGAUAGGCCACAUAAAAUGACAGAGCGGGGUCAGCGCAUGCUGGAGUGCACAGUGUGCAGAAGUCGCCAACUCUCUGCAAAGUCAAUAG
Messenger RNA from Staurois parvus, 447 nucleotides. NCBI's taxonomy places the organism in Eukaryota, Metazoa, Chordata, Amphibia, Anura, Ranidae. The record is from the annotation of a GenBank genome assembly.